AUGUGCAGCUACAGAGAGAAGAAGACUGAACCCGUGGAUCUUCUUCAGCUGGAUGGAUACACAGUGGAUUACACUGACCCUCAGCCAGGGUUAGAUGGUGGUCGGACAUUCUUCAACGCUGUAAAAGAGGGGGACACUGUGAUCUUUGCCAGUGACGAUGAACAAGACCGUAUCUUAUGGGUUCAGGCUAUGUACAGGGCCACUGGACAGUCACACAAGCCAGUGCCUCCUACCCAGGUCCAGAAGCUCAACUCCCGGGGGAUUAAAGCACCACAACUUGAUGCUCCCAUAUCUCAGUUCUAUGCUGAUCGAGCCCAAAAACAUGGGAUGGAUGAAUUUAUUUCAGCGAACCCUUGCAACUUCGAGCAUUCCUCAUUGUUUGAACUGCUGCAACGCCUUACCCUGGAUCACAGGCUCAAUGAUUCCUACUCUUGCUUGGGCUGGUUCAGUCCCGGUCAGGUGUUUGUCUUGGAUGAGUACUGUGCUCGCUACGGUGUUCGGGGCUGCCACCGGCAUCUGUGCUACCUGGCCGAUCUGCUGGAGAGAGCUGAGAACGGAGCCAUGAUUGACCCUACGCUCCUUCACUACAGCUUUGCUUUCUGCGCCUCACAUGUCCUCGGAAAUAGACCUGAUGGUAUUGGUACAGUAACUGUAGAGGAGAAGGAGCGCUUUCAGGAAAUCAAGGAGAGGCUACGGGUGCUGCUUGAAAACCAGAUUACACACUUCAGAACUAAAUUUGUUGAGGCCGGCAUUACUAAAGUGUGCCACCUAGCGAUAACAUCCAUGGACACACUCUGUGACGUCACAAACAUCAGGUCCUCCAGACUGGUUCUGAUGAAGGAUAUUGUUACCCCAGUCCAACAAGAAGAAGUAAAAGCUGUGAUAAGGAACUGUUUGGAACAGGCAGCUCUGAUCAACUAUCAGCGUCUAUCGGAGUAUGCUAAACUAGAAGGGAAAAAGAGAGAGAUGUACGAGCAUCCCGUCUUUUGCUUGGCUUCACAAGUGAUGGAUUUAACCAUUCAAAAUGCUGGGCAUUUAGUCACCCCUGCCAAAAAACUGGAGGACACCAUACGCUUGGCCGAGCUGGUGAUGGAGGUUCUUCAGCAGAACGAGGAACACCAUGCUGAGGCGUUUGCCUGGUGGUCUGACCUGAUGGUGGAGCAUGCAGAGACCUUUCUUUGUCUUUACUCGGUGGACAUGGAUGCUGCCCUGGAAGUCCAGCCACCUGACAGCUGGGACAGUUUCCCUCUCUUUCAACUGCUUAAUGACUUCCUGAGGAUGGACCGGAACAUGUGCAAUGGGAAGUUCCACAAACACCUGCAAGACCUGUACGCUCCACUGGUGGUGAGAUACGUGGACCUCAUGGAGUCAUCCAUCGCCCAGUCCAUUCACAGAGGCUUUGAAAGGGAAACGUGGGAACCCGUUAAUAAUGGCUCUGGGACAUCAGAAGACCUCUUCUGGAAGCUUGAUGCUCUACAGACCUUCAUAAAAGAUCUGCACUGGCCGGAAGAAGAGUUUUGCAAACACCUGGAGACUCGACUGAAGCUUAUGUCCAGCGACAUGAUAGAAUCUUGUGUAAAACGGACUCGGGUAGCGUUUGAGGUAAAGCUUCAGAGAGGCAGCAGAGCUACAGACUUCCGCGUCCCACAGUCCGUGUGCACCAUGUUUAACGUGAUGGUGGAUGCUAAGGCCCAGUCAGCCAAACUCUGUGCCGUGGACGUUGGGCAAGAGAGACAAUACCACUCCCAAAUCGACAGUCUAAUUGAGGAAACAGUGAAGGAGAUGACAACUCUUCUGGUUGCAAAGUUUGUUGUCAUUCUAGAGAAUGUAUUAUCCAAGAUCUCCAGAUAUGAUGAAGGAACCCUCUUCUCCUCCUUCCUUUCUUUCACAGUGAAGGCUGCCUCAAAGUAUGUGGAUGUGCCUAGACCGGGGAUGGAUGUUGCCGACUGCUAUGUGACAUUUGUUCGUCAUUCCCAGGAUAUGUUGCGGGAAAAAGUCAACGAGGAGAUGUACAUAGAAAGACUGUUUGAUGUAAGUAAGCCACAGCGCCUCUAUCCUAUCUAG
Messenger RNA from Menidia menidia (Atlantic silverside), 2064 nucleotides. The record is from the annotation of a GenBank genome assembly. NCBI's taxonomy places the organism in Eukaryota, Metazoa, Chordata, Actinopteri, Atheriniformes, Atherinopsidae.